UCUUUCAAAUAAAAUACCAAUUGUCUAAAUAACAGCAUCAUUCAUAGAAUAACUUAGAUUUAAUAUGCAUUUUAUUGCUAUAUAAAAUUAUUUCUCCAAAGAAAAUAAUUAUUUAGAUAAAACAUGACGUCGAUUCUUGCUGAAGCUGCGUUACGAGUAGAAACAUGCAUUUUCAAAGACAUUUCUGGAAUCGCGAUACCCGAAAAUUUGAACGAUCAAGAAUUAGGUGAGAAAAAUAUUCCUGAAAUCGAGACAGAAAUUCCUGUUGAAAAUAAUCGAGUCAAUUGUGAAAACAAUGACAAUGCCGGUGAUACUAACAUCAAUAAUAAUGAUAUUAUUAAUGAAAAUGAUGACAUCAAUAAAAGCGAUACUAAAAUCAACAACAAUGACAUCAUUAAUGAAAAUGAUGACAACAUUAAUAACAGCGACACUAUCAUCAACAAUAAUGAUGCAAACAUCAACAACGGCGAUAAUAACGUUGAUGAUGAAGACCCCAAUAUCAUCCACAGCGUUGAAACCGAUGAUAUCAACAUCGAAAACAACAGCAAUAACAAUGAAGGCAACAACACAUCCGGCGUUUACGCGCUGCUGCGAUGGAUUAGAAAAACUUCAGACGAUAAACAUACGAUAAAUAACGACGAAAUAACCAUGACGGACGAUAAACAAGCAGAGUUUAUCGUGCAAAACAACCUUGAAGUUUUCGACGAAGUUCAAAGUUUAGAACAAAAAGAACUUGACAGGCUACGAGAACUUGAGGAAUUAGAACGUGUCAGGAGCCUGGCGCUGCUGGCGGACGUGGCGGGUGGCGUCCACCACCUGGCGGGCAAGACGCCCGCCGCCAGCUGGCUGCUCCACACCACCUGCAUCGUCGGUAUGGCGGAAGGAGAAAAAAGUGCGGAAAAUGGAACAACGUCACCAACGGAGGUGAAAUUUUCCGACGUUUUAGCAGAGCUGAAAAAAGUUUUUGACGUCGAUGAAGAAACGCUGCAGGAAUGCCUGAAAAAUGCGCAGGUUGUGAAGGCCCCAGAAGUGGUUCUCCGCCUCCACAUCCUCGAGGCGAAGGAUCUCAAGAUGAAGAGCGUCUCAGGAUCGACCAACCCGUACGUGACGGCCAGUCUGUCCCACAGCAGCCACAGGACCCGCCUCCUCCACCAGACCCGGUGUCCCAAGUGGGACCAGCGCUUUGACAUGAAAUUCCAAGACGUCCAGAAAGAAGUCCUGAAACUCGAAGUUUGGCACGAGCACGAGCACCUGGGGGUGGGGGUGGUGCGGGACAUCAGGGACCUGAAGGGGCUGGGGCGCCUCGUGAAGGGCAGCACCGCCCCCGACCACCUACUGCUGGGGGGCGUGCUGCUCCCCCUCAAGGAUAUCCCGGAAUCAGGACUAGAGAAAUGGUAUCCCCUCAUGAAAGAUGACUCCAACCCGUCCAACUCUUUGUCAUCGUCUAACUCCAACUUAUCAGUUGGUGGAACCCAACUUUCUUCAACUUCUAGUCACACUUUCAACCUCACUUCUCAACUCACACACUUGAAAAAUACAGGGGCCGCCCUUAUCCACUCAGGACACAGUCCGAAUUCAACACACAAACAAAGAGGAGAGUUGAAAAUUUCAGCUUCCUUUGGAUGCGCUGAAAAAUCUGAAGUUUACUCCAUUAAAACCUACGAAUCGCUGCUGGUGAAGUUCAUCCUGCAUUACGUUGAAAAUGUGCCUGAUAGGGCUCCAUGGUGUGGCCAGCUUCCUCCAGAGGGAGUAUGUGCACUGCACAUCAUGGCGCUGAUGGCAGGGCUCACUGAGCACCAUAAGCUGCUGGCCCUCUGGACCGCCGCCUGUAGGACCAGCAAUGUGGACUGCGUGUGGCUGUCGCAGGUCCUACAGAACAUCCUCAGCACAGACCAGAGCGAGUUCACUGCAGACCAGCUGCAGAGUCUCCACGACUCCCUGCUGGCUUGGAUGAGUCACGCUGAGGACAAACUCUGCAGCCUGCACAGCCACUACCCUGCAGAGCGAGGGGUAACUUCAGCACAUCAGCUGGGCGGCCUGCUCAGAGGCCUACGCCUGCUGUCCAAGUCUCGCCUCAGCGCCGAGUUUCUCGUCGACCGGAAAAUUGACGUCGAGCAGAUGGUCAGGAAAGCCGUCGAGAAACACACGUCGCAGUGGUGGCUAGCGCUCUUAGAGCGUGAGCUCAAGGACAGCUUGACUCCUGAUGAACAAAUUCUGCGCGUUAUCAACAUCACUGAUGAAUGCUACACAUUCAUUGAACUCGCAACAUCCCUCUACAGUCCAGUCUUCGUCAACGAUUUUGGACUACCUUAUCUACGUAUAGUCUACCUGUUCAUCACGAAGAAGCUGAACCCCUGCGUACGGCCUCUACUUAUGAAUGUCUACAGCCGUCUACUUAGCAACCAUGCCGGCAACAAGUGUCAAGACACUGGCAACAAAAACGUACCAACAGAUGCUAAAAACCACUAUGCGCUCAAUGCUGGUACGAGCCUCUGGCAACUAUACAUCAACCUUGGUAGAAUACACAAACAGGGCUCUACGAUGCCAGCUGAGGUGCGCAACGAGUCCGGGGUGCGUGAGUACCACAGAUGGUUCUCCAAGGGCGUGAUGCACUGGAUGCAGGUGGCUCAGACCAGGAUACACGGCAUCAUCAGUAACGCUGUCACUGCCGACCAGCUCGUGCCGUGUGAUGAAUACUGCAACUUUAGUUCAUCUGCUACUGACGCAGUCACCGUCUUCUUGGGGGUUCGCAAUUGGUGGCUGGAGCUGGCGUGGCCGGACCCUCAGAACAGCGGUGUUCUGCUGGGCAAAAUAUUAGAAGAUUUGUGCUGCUGUGCGACGUAUUACUGCGACCUGCUGCGGCACAAAGUUGACUCGAUUUACGUCGCGCAGCAGGGCGAGGGAAAAGUCUUCAUUACCAAACAGAUCUGCAUUGGUCUUAACAACAUAGAACGAGUGCGGGAUGAGGUGGCCAAACUGCCUGAAGUCUUCCGAGUUUCCGAUUUAUUAGAAACCAUCAGCAAAGGCACUCCGGAUUCAACAAAUUCUGAAGCAAACAGAGCGGCCGCUGAACAAUUCAAAGGGACUUUCCAGCGACUUAUUUCCAGCGCUAUGGAAAAUAUGGAGACUAAGCUUACAGAGUUUGUUGAUUCUGUUGUUGAUAAGGUGUCCGGGAUCCUACUGGCCGGACUCACGGACGCGUGUGAGGCCCACAAGCCCGAGCUGCUGCUGGGGGAGGUGCUGGACCCCGGGCUGGCCCUCAUGAGGGAGGUCCUGCAGGAUACAAACUUCAGGAGGUUCCUACUCGCCCUCUGGAGGUGUCUGCUCGAGCUCAUCAGGACUCUUGUCCUUAGGAGUGCUGAGCGCCGUAAGCCGGAGUUCUUCCAAGCGGUCCACGAUGUCCUCUGCAGCAGCCUGCUCUUCUUCACGCCUCUAGGAGGCCUAGAGCAGGAGGAGGCCAUCACUGAUGAGUACACAAGUCUGCUAGAGCUGCUGUCGACGCUGCGGUUGUCCACGUCUCAGCUCAUCGGCCGCUACUACCAAGAGCGCGCCGAGGAGCGACAGCUGCUGUCGGUCACGUCACGGGGCGACCUUUUCGUCAACAUGUUUUUCACCCGAAGCUCGAAGCUCGUGGUUGAGGUGGUGAUGUCCCGUGACAUGCAGACCGAUGAUGACUCGUCCAGCCAGGGGUCCCGCAACAGUCACGGGAAGGCCCCCACCAGCCCCUCCCACGUGCCCGUGGACCCGUACGUCAAAGUUCAGCUCGUACCCAGUGACCUCUUCCCAGGCGCGGUCACUUACACCACGAAGGUUAUGAAGAGAUCUGAUCCAGCGAUAUUCCAAGAAACUUUCACUUACACGUUGAGCGCUGAGGACCACAGCGUGCGGGAAGGGUACCUGCUGUUCACCCUCAAGGACCACAACUUGGCUCGCUCCAACACCUUCAUUGGGGAGGCUGUGGUACCUCUGGCUGGGGUUGUGGUGGUGGAGAGUGAAGCUAUUUCAUGUCAACCAAAAACACAGCAACUGAAGCUCACACGUCCCGGCAUCGAAGCAGCCUACAAACCACUAGCAACCCUCCGCCUACGCAGAAGUGCUGACCACGUCGCUUGCACUUUUUUGAGAAAAAUAGCUCCGAGAUUCGCCGAGCCUCACGUCAGGAAAGAAUCAAAAGACAGCAACGUUCUGCCAGUCCCUGACGAAGAUAAAGCUUCGGAAAAGGGCGGAAGAAGCCCCAAGAUUUUUGACCGACUUUUCGCAUCUGCCGUUAAACACGACAGCUGAAAAAAUUGUUACAGUAAGAAAUUCCGGCAUGGAAUUUUAUCAAAAGUCAUGAGUUCUCGAAAUAAAAAGUGCUCUAGAUUUUUAUAAUAAUCAUUCAAUAUAUGAUGGUAUUUGAGGCUUAGUUGACAAGUUUUCGCCGUGACUAAAUAAAUAAUUUGCACUUUCAAUAAUGGGGAAAAAAUUAUCAAUUUAACUAAACAUGUAUCAUUUAAAUAUUAAAUCACACAUUAUUACUAUUGCUGGCUGAUUCCAAACUAACACUCAACAAAAUUUCAAAAAGUUUUCGUGUAUUCAAACUCAUUUUGAAAAUUGUUGUUAAUUUGAGAUGGAAAUAGGUAGGCAUGAGGUAGAAAAAUUGUAAUUAGAUUAAUUAAUUAAAUAAAUAAUUAAUUAAUG
This is a messenger RNA of Hyalella azteca, 4680 nucleotides long. RefSeq names its product protein unc-13 homolog 4B. Bases 124 to 4284 code for a protein of 1386 amino acids. The transcript has 22 exons. Lineage: Eukaryota; Metazoa; Arthropoda; Malacostraca; Amphipoda; Hyalellidae. The record is from RefSeq and is a predicted model, not a curated record.